AGAAUGUAAAUGAACUUUAUACGAAACCUUAUAUUUAUGGGAUUCUAGAGACAGCCCAAGACGGCGUCCAAUAUCGAGAUCCAGAUCACGUUCGCCUAGUCGUCGAUACAGGGAUGAAGAUGAAAGACGCGAUAGGAGGAAUCGUUAUCAAGGAUCCACUCCGAGAAACAAAAGAUAAGAAU
Messenger RNA from Ambispora leptoticha, 182 nucleotides. Lineage: Eukaryota; Fungi; Glomeromycota; Glomeromycetes; Archaeosporales; Ambisporaceae. The record is from the annotation of a GenBank genome assembly.